This is a messenger RNA of Mya arenaria, 3055 nucleotides long. RefSeq lists its product as uncharacterized. Bases 119 to 2881 code for a protein of 920 amino acids. The transcript is spliced from 3 exons. NCBI's taxonomy places the organism in Eukaryota, Metazoa, Mollusca, Bivalvia, Myida, Myidae. The record is from RefSeq and is a predicted model, not a curated record.
GUGACCAAGCAGUCAAUACACUCUCUCUGUACCAUGCUACAACUGGGUUAUCUACUUGCUGGUGUGUUAUAGCUUAUACACUGAACACACACAAACUGUGGUGGGAAAAGGCUAAAUCAUGAGUGAUACUGCCAUAGACUGGGAUGCCAGCAUUUUCCGUGAAGUUAAGGUGGAGGUGAACAGUGAUGAUGAGGAAGUAUACAAAAUGGAGAUGGGUGGGAACAAUGUACCCAAGCCAGACACUUCAGGUGAAACACACCACCCCCAAGCUGCUGACAAUAAUUAUAACACUGGUGCACAUGCUGCUAACAAACAAACAAACUUAGAAUAUCCAGACUUCAAUGUUAUUCUGAAAACAUUUCCAAAGUUCAUGACCAGGAAAGCCACAAAAACUGCUGUUUUGGCCUACAAUUUUUGGGCAGAAACCCACAAUGGGGUUUAUCCUGAGAUCAUGGAAGUCUGUGGAUACCCACCAGAGAAAAUGGAUCCUAUUUUUGCCAUUUUUGUCAAAGAAGUAAAUAGCAGAACAGGUGCAGAUUAUCAGGAAGAUAGUCUGAAAGGUUGUAUUUUUGGAAUUCAGAGAUUCCAUAAGGCAUACUGCGACUACUUUAACAUCCACCACACCUACAUGACAGGAAAGGCUUCAAGUGGAUUCGAUCAGUUUAAUCAAGCCUAUUAUGAUCGAUUAGCUAAAAUGAAAAAUGUUCAGAGUGUCAGGAAUGAAACCCCAAAAGGCAUCACAAGAUCGCAGGAGGAACAGCUCUGGCAGAAGGGAAUUUUUGGUAUUGACUCUGCCAAGGCCAUCAGUGACACAAUGUAUUUCUACCUGAUGAAGGUAUUCGGAUUAACUUCCGCCUCAUGCUUAAGGUAUAUCAAAGCAGAGCAUUUUACACUGUCUUCUGAUGAGUAUGGGGACUAUGUUGAACUGGACAAGACUUUUGCAUCAGAUAGAGAGGACAUGCGAUUCAGCUAUAGCUACAACACUGCCCUAGAAAUAGUUCAUACAGACAAACUGCGCCACUAUGCCAACCGGAGCAAUCCUCGCACCUUCUACAACAUCUUAAGUCUCUACCUUAACCUUAUCAAGGAGAUACCUGAGAAUGAUAAGUCUGGUUUCCUGCUGCAGGCAAAACAUGGACUUGAGUUUCGUCACAUGGCAUAUGGUGUAAAUAAUCUGCAAAAAAAGCUUAGUUUAAUAAUGAAGGCAGCAGGAAUUGAAGGCUAUUUUACAGCAAACUCCAUUGUACAGUCAUCAAACUACAAACGCAAACAGAGGCCAGAAAACAUGGAGGAACUGCUGGAUGUAUGCAGGAUUUUGGACCCUCCUCCUGGUGUCGUUUCCACUGAAGUGAUGGAAAAGGCAAUCGAACGCCAUCUUCACAGGUCUCAGAUUUUAGAUGGAAUUCAAGGGAAACAGCAAGUAUCUGGCAUUAUUUCCUCCCUUAGAAGAAUCACAAACAACGAGAAAGAAGAUCUGAAGACAAAACUUCAGAGGAUUAUAGACAGCAAUUCCCAGAAUAAGGACACAUUCCCAAAACCUGGCUCUACAGCCAGCCUGGAGUCCAUCUCUUCAGCUCUCUCAGAUCUACCGAAUGCACAUCAAAAAUCAACAGUACAAAGUCUGACUAGUCUCCCAUCUAUCCAGUCCCAGCUGACACAGCCAGUUUCAGCCAUGCAACUUGCUUCUCAUACAACUAUGAGACACAUAGUCCCUAAUGUCCCAUUAACUCCUACAUUGGUGCAGUCUACAACUGGAGGGCCAGUAACGCUGCUAUUAAUCCCUGCCUCAACAUCUUUCUCUGGUCAACCAGGGCCUCUUCCUACAGCAGCACUGAUUCCUGCUGGAGCGACAUGUACACUAACAAGUCCUACUACUGUUGUGAAUUCUGCUAAUGCUAUGAUUAAUCCAGCGAAAGAUCUGAUGAACUCAAAAAAAGGUACAGUGAAAGUGAAAUCUGCAAGUGCAAAUCUUUAUCCAAGGUUAUAUCCCACGUCUAAGAAAAAUAUGGCAAAUGACAACACUACUCCAAGUCUCGGACUUCAUGCAGUAUCAAUCAAGAAGGAGCCAUAUGACCCUGAAGAAAACUUGUCUAAUAAAAACAAAAACAAUGACAGUACCAAAGGUACUACAAGUUUCCAAACCCUAGAUUGUCAUAAUCAUGACAUAAAGAAAGGCAAUACUUUUGAAAAUGUUGGUCUUGUAUAUCCACUGGUUUCUGAACCAAUGAAAAGGCCUCUUGAGGCUGUUGGUAAAAGGUCCAAUUAUGAAUCAAUGAAGAAGAAGAUAAAGCCAGCAGCACCUAAAGAAAAAGAACUGAUUCAAACUUCAUUACAUACAUUUAGUGAUGACACUAAACAAAAAAUGCUUGAAUCUGCAGAACCACCACAAUCUUCACCUGAAAAUGAAAUAAAACAACAAAGAUCGGACUUACAUGAUGUAGAUGAAUCAAACACAGAAAUGAAUGAAUGCUUAAAUAUUGAAUCUAAGAGCGAAAAUGUUGACAAAAAAGAGAAGAGAGAAUAUGAAGGGGAAUUGCAGAAGCCAAUGCUUGACAAAGAAGCGAUAGUGACAAAAUGUAAUGAGGGUGCAUAUCCAUAUAAGCCUACUCACAGUGCCAGAAUAGAAUACAGCCUCUCAAAUGACUACACAAAACAAAUUUGUAAACAAGAUAUGGUCAUUGUGGAUGAUGGUGACAACAAUUUCAACUUUUCCGGAAUGUGCAAGAUUGGGAAAACUUCAUGUGACCUUGACAUUAACCUUGGCGACUACCUACCAGAAAACAGUGUUAUAAGGCCAGGAGAUAUAAACUUGAAGAGGAUGAUUACAUCCGAUGGGGGGAAAUUUGUUAUCAGUCUCAAAUAUUCCCUACAGAAAGAGUGAUCUUGUGUUGAAGAGUUGACUAGUGAUCUUGUGUUGAAGAGUUGACUAUUUUGAAAAUAACAUUUUCUCUGUUUACAAGCAAUGUUAUCAUUAUCUUACUAGCAGUUACAUGCUGCUCUUUGUCACUGUCUGGUUCAAUGUUGUCUGUGUUCAUAUUAUAAAAGUUAAAAUAUU